Rhododendron vialii is the source of this 1164-nucleotide messenger RNA. Its product is annotated as small ribosomal subunit protein uS11y. The record is from RefSeq and is a predicted model, not a curated record. Gene Ontology annotation, cellular component: ribosome; cytosolic small ribosomal subunit. NCBI's taxonomy places the organism in Eukaryota, Viridiplantae, Streptophyta, Magnoliopsida, Ericales, Ericaceae. Gene Ontology annotation, biological process: maturation of SSU-rRNA from tricistronic rRNA transcript (SSU-rRNA, 5.8S rRNA, LSU-rRNA); translation; ribosomal small subunit assembly. Gene Ontology annotation, molecular function: structural constituent of ribosome; small ribosomal subunit rRNA binding; mRNA 5'-UTR binding. The coding region runs from base 149 to 661 and encodes 170 amino acids. The transcript is spliced from 5 exons.
GACGUAGAAUCGAUCAGCUCCCAAACCCUAGCCAUAUAAAUAGAAAACAUACAUCCCUCGAGCUUUAUCAACCUUCACUAGGGUUUUCCAGAGCUCCGAAGCUAUAUAGACUUCUCUCUCUGCUCUCUACGCUUACCACUUUGCAGCCAUGUCAAGGAGCAGGAAAGUCAGAGAACCCAAGGAGGAGACUGUUACUCUUGGUCCCAGUGUACGGGAUGGGGAGAUUGUUUUCGGUGUUGCCCACAUCUUUGCCUCUUUUAAUGACACAUUCAUCCAUGUGACUGAUUUGUCUGGAAGAGAAACCCUUGUUCGCAUUACUGGUGGAAUGAAAGUGAAGGCUGACAGGGAUGAAUCUUCACCCUAUGCAGCCAUGCUUGCAGCCCAAGAUGUUACACAACGAUGCAAGGAGCUUGGCAUAAAUGCUCUUCAUAUUAAGCUCCGCGCUACAGGAGGUAACAAAACCAAGACGCCUGGUCCAGGUGCCCAGUCUGCCCUCCGUGCUCUUGCUCGUUCAGGCAUGAAAAUUGGUCGCAUUGGUAUGAAGAAACCUCUUCUUUCAGCUUGUUUUUUACUAGGUUUUUGUCGUUUUGUUUGUUGUACUUUUGCAAUGGGUAACCAAGUGGUUUCAGGUUGUUUAGCUUUAUUGCCUUCAUUUUUAUAACUUCUGUUUUUACUAGGGGAAUAUCCCACUGCAAAUAUGCUUUGCUUGUGUUUUACUUCCCAAAUUUCUUCGCCCUUUUGGUAGAUAAUAUAUUCUUGCUCUCAAAACCUGAUAGGUAUUAUAUAUAAUGACUUCAUUCCAGGUUCACUAUGCUUCAUGAAAUUGUCAUUUGUGUAUGCAACUCUCUGGAUGAAUUAUGGUUGCUAAUUUAUCAUCUCCCUUGUUGCAGAGGAUGUGACUCCUAUUCCCACCGACAGUACACGCAGAAAGGGUGGCAGAAGGGGGAGGCGUCUGUGAUUUGCGGCAUUAUCAUGUUCAAUGUUCUGCAUUAUGUUCUAGCAUGUCUGCAGUUAUGUCUUGGGAUAUUUGGUUCCCUUGCUGCCCUUUAUUUCUUGUUGGUUUUUGAAGAAUUUCGUAGGUUUGGAUAUUAUGUUUUAAACAUGUCAUGAUUCGGAAUGCGAGAAUUUGAAAGAGAACUAUAGAACUUCUGGCUUGUCUUAUUA